Trypanosoma grayi is the source of this 315-nucleotide messenger RNA. RefSeq lists its product as hypothetical. Gene Ontology annotation, cellular component: endoplasmic reticulum membrane. The transcript has a single exon. Lineage: Eukaryota; Euglenozoa; Kinetoplastea; Trypanosomatida; Trypanosomatidae. The coding region runs from base 1 to 315 and encodes 104 amino acids. The record is from RefSeq and is a predicted model, not a curated record. Gene Ontology annotation, biological process: vacuolar proton-transporting V-type ATPase complex assembly.
AUGACUGACGAACCCGAGCUGCCAUUUCUGGCCCGUCUGAUUAAUCAUGUUCUUACACCUGGAUCCGCCUUAUCGCCUGCGGUCUGGAUUGCGUUCAAUGUUGUGAUGGCCGCGCUGCUUUUGUGUUGGGUGUCGUUGAUCAUUGCCAUGCCAGAUAACAUUCACGUAUGGGUGUUUGGUUUCCUUGGAGCUGGCUUGGCAUUUUCCACAAACUGGCUUUUUAAGGAAAUUUUUCGUUGCGGGCCUGAUGACCAAAAACCACAACGGGAAGUCCAGCAAAAACAGACGGAACCACAUGAAAAGAAGAAUGAUUGA